Molecule: messenger RNA, 369 nt
Organism: Cooperia oncophora
Lineage: Eukaryota; Metazoa; Nematoda; Chromadorea; Rhabditida; Trichostrongylidae
Source: the annotation of a GenBank genome assembly
AUGCGUUGCAAACAUUUGAAACUGGAGACUAGGCGUUUCAACGAAGUUUUGGAGUUGAAGCAUAAGCUGGACAUUAUGCAAACAAAUCAACUUCAACCUAUUGCUUCAAUGGCGCAUGACUAUGAAUUCUUAACAAAUGCCGAGCGAAACAUUGCGCCCUCGCCUACUUUUCUGUGGGAAGAAGCCACUAGUACGGAAACAUGUAAUCGCCCACCAACACCCGAAGAGGACUUGUUCCACGGAGUAUUUGCACGUGAUGUGAGGGGUUCUUCUCGCGCACGGAGAUCAUAUCGAGCUCAACUCAGCGAUUCUCCAAGUGAAAGGGAGAAACGAAAAGUAGGAAGUGUUGACGUUCGAAUAAGAUGUUAA